CAGGGGGACAGAACGCAAGAGAGAAAAGAAGAGUUUAGAGAGUAGCCGUUUGAUUGGUAUUCAUUGAAUUGCUGAGGGAAAAUAAGAAAUGGACAGCGUUGUUGGCUUCGUGGGUUUAAAAUGAGACACUCAACGGAAUUCGUCAUCUUAUAUAUUAAUUUUCGAAUUCGAUAAGCAACUUCUGACUAUGUCUUGAAUGACGUCGUGAUCAGCUCAGCGGUGGGCAAGAAAACCAUGAGCUGCAACCAGAAGAAAAAAGAGGGAAAAACCAGAGGCUGCCAUCCUCUGCAACCAAAAAGCCAAUGGCUGGCAAUAUAGUCAAAUUCUUUGCCUGCCCUUCUCAUUUAUUCCUUCUUACCACCGUCUAUUUGGUCAUCAAGUGCCCAGAUUUCUUCCUUCAUCUUCCUGAAGACAAUGCCCAAUGGCUGAUUCCGAGCCAAUCCAUUUCAACAGAACCUACCCUGCUGCUCCCCAUGAUGUGCCCCCAGUCCUGCCACAGUACUCCGAUCAGAAGACCAGCCGACCCAGUUGCCAUUGCCGGAUCUGCGCCAUGUUUAUGUGCGUGGUCGUCAUUUUUGUCAUCCUUGGUGCAGCUGCAUUCCUCGCCCUGUACGUUCUUCGGCCUCGUGCCGUGACUUACUUCGUAGAGGAUGCAUAUUUGUCAGAGUUCAACUUAACCAGCAAGGGCACUCUGCAAUGUAAUCUCAAACUGGAUGUAAGUAUAACGAAUCCGAACAUGAUGUUUGGCGUCUACUACCAGAAGCUCGACGCAUCUGCAUAUUAUGAUGAAGAAUUGAUUGGCUGGGUUUUCCUGCCUACCUUCUAUCUGGGACGCAACAGGACGGUCUCGAUUCACCCUGUUUUCGGUGGGCAGUCUGUAAUCGGGCUCAAUGGCUUGAGGGUCAGUGAUUCCAUGAAGCAGAGAUCAGAUGGUUUUUACAGUAUAGAUAUUGAGAUUCAUGCCAAGAUGAGGCUUAAAUUUGGGGCAUUGAUGACAGACAAGUUCUGUCAAAAAAUUUGGUGUGAAUUGAUGGUUCCCCUGAUGCCAUCGAGCAACUCUGCCUUCAGAAAUGGUGAAUUUACAAGAACCGAAUGUAAAGUGGAAUACCUGGAUUGGUUCUUUCCUUUUAAAUCCCUUCAAGGACUUUAGUGUGAUUCUUGCUAAUGUAUGAUUAUUGUGUAUGGACAGAAUAAUAUCAAUUACUCGUUUA
Nymphaea colorata (pocket water lily) is the source of this 1211-nucleotide messenger RNA. Its product is annotated as NDR1/HIN1-like protein 10. The transcript has a single exon. NCBI's taxonomy places the organism in Eukaryota, Viridiplantae, Streptophyta, Magnoliopsida, Nymphaeales, Nymphaeaceae. Bases 422 to 1150 code for a protein of 242 amino acids. The record is from RefSeq and is a predicted model, not a curated record. Gene Ontology annotation, biological process: defense response to other organism.